AUGGCUCCUAAAUUUUCUAAUGAACCACAACAUGCUUCUCGAUUCUCUGAUCUUACUUCAGAGCCAAGACGAAUACUUCCACCUAUCCUAGGAUAUGAGAACGAGCCUCUUGUUUCUCUGGAAGAAGCCAUUGUUCCUCUCAUUUCGAUUGUUCCUGAAGUUGAGCGUAUGGCUUGGACAGUAAAACAAAAGCAUUUCGAUGGACAACAUGGUUUAACACAUGAUGAAGCAGCUUCGAUCACGCUUUACACAAUGGAAUGGACACCAACACACAACUCGUUUUAUAUUAUCCUUAACACUACUUUGCAAGCAGCUAAUCGAAACUUACUCAAGCCAUGGUUUCUUUAUCUUCGUCUCGUUAUGACUUCUUUAGCCAAACUUUCAUCGGACUCUAAUCGUCUCAUCGUGUAUCGCGGUGUCAAACUCGACUUAAGUGCACUAUAUCUAAAAGGAAGUACCGUCACCUGGUGGGGCUUUUCAUCUUGUACAGCAUCUGUUGGUAUUUUAAGAAAUGAACAAUAUUUAGGUCCAAGUGGAACAAGAACAUUAUUUAUCAUUGACUGCUCUUCUGCCAAAAGAAUUAAACAAUACUCACUUUUUCCAGAAGACGACGAUGUACUACUUCCUCCAGCUCGACAAUUUCAAGUGACAGAUUCUAUUUAUUCCGAUGGUGGUCUUCAUAUGAUACGACUCAAAGAAAUCCAACCCAAAUUUCCUCUCAUUAAUCCUGUACCACAACCUGCACCACAUCCACCAAUACCGACCAUGCCUAAAGCAACAGCACUUUCGGAUCCACCAAAACCACCCAUGCCUAAACCAACCCUAUUUCCAGAUUCACCAAAACCGCUUAAGUCACCUAACUGUAUUGAUCUCAAGCUACAGAAGUAUAUUGACGCAAUGUAUCUCGACCAAGUAAUUAUUACAUUCAAACACACUUUCGUAACAAUCUACCACUUUAAAUCAAACUUCUCCAAACCUUAA
Messenger RNA from Adineta steineri, 981 nucleotides. The record is from the annotation of a GenBank genome assembly. NCBI's taxonomy places the organism in Eukaryota, Metazoa, Rotifera, Eurotatoria, Adinetida, Adinetidae.